AUGCCUGCUGCUGCGCUCUUUCUUGCCACAGGCUUUGCACUUUACUAUUACUUCCAGCACGAAAAAGCCAAGUUGGCUGAGUCCAAGAAGAAAAAACAAGAGGACCAAGUCAUUGGACGACCACGGAUCGGUGGUCCCUUUAGCCUUGUCUCUUCGACAGGCCAUCCAUUCACAGAUAAGGACCUGCUUGGCAGCUUCAGUCUUAUAUACUUUGGCUUUACAAACUGCCCGGAUAUUUGUCCAGAGGAGCUUGACAAAAUGUCCUCUGUCGUGAACGAGGUGGCCAAGACACAUGGAACUGUCAUCAAUCCUGUGUUUAUAACGUGUGAUCCCGCUCGGGAUCGUGUGCCUUAUGUGGCCGAAUACAUUGCCGACUUCCAUCCUCGUAUGAUCGGGCUCACCGGAACAUAUGACGCUAUCAAGCAGGCAUGCAAGUCGUACCGUGUCUAUUUCAGCACACCUCCAGGGGCUGAUCCAACGAGUGACUAUCUUGUGGAUCAUUCGAUCUUCUUCUACUUGAUGGACCCUGAAGGCAAGUUCAUCGAUGCAUUUGGAAAGAGCUCUACAAUGGAAGAGGUGCGCGACAAAGUCCUCGAUUACAUUGCGCGCUGGAAGGCGGCGGGCUUGCCUCUCGUUGAGGCGAAUGCGAAGGAGAAGGCUGCAACAGAUGGGCGGUCAAAAGCGUCGGAAGCCUCUUUGUUUGAGGAGCCAAGUAGCGUGCCGUCGGUGCCUCCAGCUGUACUGCCAGCAGGAGACCGACUAGUUUGA
Messenger RNA from Malassezia globosa CBS 7966, 768 nucleotides. RefSeq lists its product as uncharacterized. Gene Ontology annotation, cellular component: mitochondrial inner membrane. The transcript has a single exon. Gene Ontology annotation, molecular function: copper chaperone activity; copper ion binding. Bases 1 to 768 code for a protein of 255 amino acids. The record is from RefSeq and is a predicted model, not a curated record. NCBI's taxonomy places the organism in Eukaryota, Fungi, Basidiomycota, Malasseziomycetes, Malasseziales, Malasseziaceae. Gene Ontology annotation, biological process: intracellular copper ion homeostasis; mitochondrial respiratory chain complex IV assembly.